AUGGAAAAACCACCACCACCACCACCAUCAACCACCAGCAUGAGCCCCAUGGCCACUCCGGUUAGCAACCUCUAUGACUCGUAUGAGUUCAGAGCCAUUUCAAAACAGCUAAACCGGGCAAUCAAAGGCUCCAACAACAACAGCCCCUUGUCUCCUUACUCAUUUUAUUUGAAAUCUGCAACCCCUUUUUACUCGAAACAGGUGAAAAGAAUAUGUGGAACAACUAAAAACAAGAGGGUUCUAUGCUUAAAGACUCAAGACUCAUCACAACCACGUGCCAAGGGAUUUGUCUCACGCCUCUGGGCAAAGGUUAAAGGAAGAUUUAUACAGACCCAUUGA
Lactuca virosa is the source of this 339-nucleotide messenger RNA. Lineage: Eukaryota; Viridiplantae; Streptophyta; Magnoliopsida; Asterales; Asteraceae. The record is from the annotation of a GenBank genome assembly.